Molecule: messenger RNA, 438 nt
Organism: Aspergillus fumigatus Af293
Lineage: Eukaryota; Fungi; Ascomycota; Eurotiomycetes; Eurotiales; Aspergillaceae
Exons: 2
Coding region: 1-438 (145 amino acids)
Source: RefSeq, a predicted model, not a curated record
AUGUAUACCUACACUCCCACCAGCAAGUUCCUCGUCCUCUCUCCUGUCCAGUCUCGUCCUGUGCAGACCAGCAAAUUCCUUGUCCUCACACCCACCGAAUCUGGUCCUGAGUACGAGUUUGGUGCAUCAACUCCCGCCUCUCCUGAUGUUCGAAACCGUUCAGACAGCGUCAGCACCGAUGAUUCGCAGAUUGAAGCUACGUUUUCUCCAUUCGCUGGUGGCUUUCUCUAUCUAGGCCACGGUACCAGACAAUUGAUUAUCCAUGUCUCACAGCCAAGCAAUGACAACUUAUCUGGAUCAACUGCCAAGAAGCACACUCAUCCCUUGUUUGUUGACAGUACGGAGUACUCCGGAGAUCGUAGCCCUCCCUCUGCAGGGGUCGAGAAUGUCCACCUAUUCUCUCUGAGAAAACAGAGUUACAAGACUGGUAGCGAGUAA